This is a messenger RNA of Pseudophryne corroboree (corroboree frog), 993 nucleotides long. RefSeq names its product trace amine-associated receptor 4-like. Gene Ontology annotation, cellular component: membrane. Gene Ontology annotation, molecular function: trace-amine receptor activity. The record is from RefSeq and is a predicted model, not a curated record. The transcript has a single exon. The coding region runs from base 37 to 993 and encodes 318 amino acids. Lineage: Eukaryota; Metazoa; Chordata; Amphibia; Anura; Myobatrachidae. Gene Ontology annotation, biological process: G protein-coupled receptor signaling pathway.
UUCUGCGAUCACUUUCUAAACAGUUCCUGCGCUAGGAUGGACAGACCUGUCUCCAGUUACUGGGUUAUGUAUAUUGGCAUGCUGGGAGCUAUAAUCCUUACAAUUGUGGGAAACCUCAUGGUGAUCAUUUCCGUUUCUCAUUUCACACAGCUCCAUACUCCGACCAACUUCCUCAUCUUGUCCUUGGCCAUUGCGGAUUUCCUUGUUGGACUGAUGAUCAUGCCAUUCAGCAUGGUGAGAUCCGUCACCUCAUGCUGGAAUUUUGGGGACAUAUAUUGCAAGCUGCACAGCUGUUUUGAUAUGAUGUUGUGUACGAGUUCCAUAUAUCAUCUUUUCUUUAUUUCCAUUGACCGUUACUACGCAAUAUGUCACCCACUUCACUAUUAUGGGAAAAUAACAGUUCCAGUGGUACAGGUGUGUGUGUUUGUAAGCUGGUCCGGGCCCUGUAUGUAUUCAUUUGGGCUUAUCCUGUCUAAUAUACAUAUAGAAGGAAUACAGCACUAUGUUGCCAUACUGUCUUGCACUGGUUCUUGUAUCCUUGUGUUAAACAGACUUUGGGGAACAAUUUCUUCAUUAAUAUGUUUUUUUAUUCCUGGAGUUCUAAUGAUAGGCAUUUAUGUUCAGAUUUUUGCCAUUGCAAGAAAACAAGCUAAGGCCUUAUCUAAUCACACAAACCCUCUGGGGAAAGAAGCCACCAGUAGAGGAACAUAUAUGAAGGUAGAAAGCAAGGCAGCGAGGACACUAAGUUUAGUUAUAGGAGCAUUUAUACUGUGUUGGUUGCCAUUUUUUGCUGUUACUGUCAUUGACCCUUAUGUCAAUUUCUCUACAUCUGAUGAUGCUUACAAUGCUGUUCUAUGGCUAGGGUAUUUUAAUUCCACUCUUAAUCCGAUUAUAUAUGCUUUGUUUUAUCCAUGGUUUAAAAAAACAUUUGUAUGCAUUAUAAGAGGCAGUAUAUUCAAUCUGGGUUCUUCUUCUCUGAUGACGAGUGUAUAA